AUGCCUCGCUCACCUGAUUCUCACAACGACCAGGCUUCAACCAACUACAAGGAAGCGUUCUCGCUUUUCGACAAGCGCGGCACGGGAAAGGUAUCGCUCGAGUCGCUUGGUGACCUGCUGCGCGCAUGCGGCCAGAACCCUACCCUCGCGGAGAUUGCGGAUCUGGAGAAGAGUAUCGGCGGCGACUUUGAUUUCGAAUCGUUCCUGAAGGUACUGAACCGUCCAGGUGGAUUCCGGGAGCCCGGCGAGCCCGAGGAAUACUGUCGGGGAUUCCAGGUGUUUGAUAAGGAUAUGACUGGGUUUAUUGGUGUGGGGCAGUUGCGUUACAUUCUCACGAAUCUGGGCGAGAAGAUGUCGGACGAGGAGGUCGAUGAGCUGCUGAAGGCCGUUGAUACCAGCUCUGGCGAGAUCAACUACACCGAACUCGUCCGCACGAUCCUGGCCAACUGA
Messenger RNA from Aspergillus udagawae, 450 nucleotides. Its product is annotated as putative cytokinesis EF-hand protein Cdc4. The transcript has 4 exons. Gene Ontology annotation, molecular function: calcium ion binding. Gene Ontology annotation, cellular component: myosin II complex. Gene Ontology annotation, biological process: mitotic actomyosin contractile ring assembly. NCBI's taxonomy places the organism in Eukaryota, Fungi, Ascomycota, Eurotiomycetes, Eurotiales, Aspergillaceae. The record is from RefSeq and is a predicted model, not a curated record. The coding region runs from base 1 to 450 and encodes 149 amino acids.